Molecule: messenger RNA, 511 nt
Organism: Corythoichthys intestinalis (scribbled pipefish)
Lineage: Eukaryota; Metazoa; Chordata; Actinopteri; Syngnathiformes; Syngnathidae
Gene: ndufb4
Product: NADH:ubiquinone oxidoreductase subunit B4
Exons: 3
Coding region: 36-419 (127 amino acids)
Cellular component (GO): mitochondrion
Source: RefSeq, a predicted model, not a curated record
GCCUUUCUCGCGAGGCCAGUAGUAAGUAAACUGUCAUGGCGAACUACCGAGAGGCGCCCUUGGCUACACGGCCAAAAACAUUAGACCCAAAUGAAUAUUUUAAUCUUUCUCCGGAGUAUCGAAGGGCCGAGGAGGCCAGGGCGGCAAUACGGGCGAAUUUGAAGAGGCAGUACCAAGUGCAACUCAACAACCCGCAUAGAAAGGAGCUCAUUGAAGAUCCCGCCCUGACACGCUGGGUCUUCGCCCGUGGCAACCCCUACCCACACUUCAGGCCCACCCCCAAGACGUCACUGAUGGGUGCCAUGUUUGGGGUUUUUCCACUCUUCCUCUUCUAUUAUCUCUUCAAGACUGACCGAGAUAGGCGAGAGCAGCAAAUUAAAGAUGGAACUCUGGUACGCAAGUUCAGUAUGUCAUCGUAAACUCAGCUGUACAAAGACCAACCUGUUUCACAUUUUGGUGUAAUUAUAAACAAAAUAAAGUAUACUGUCAUAAUCAAAGGUGUGGAUUUUAU